Molecule: messenger RNA, 1569 nt
Organism: Exophiala spinifera
Lineage: Eukaryota; Fungi; Ascomycota; Eurotiomycetes; Chaetothyriales; Herpotrichiellaceae
Exons: 1
Coding region: 1-1569 (522 amino acids)
Biological process (GO): transmembrane transport
Cellular component (GO): membrane
Molecular function (GO): transmembrane transporter activity
Source: RefSeq, a predicted model, not a curated record
AUGGCACCUCCACCAACAUCCGGACCCCUUCCUGAGAAUACUGGGGGACAUACCAUGGAGCUCGACAAAGGAAAGGCCACCGGCGUCACUGAAGAUGCUGCAUCCUGCCAAGAAGGACAGCUAGAGCUCCAGGCUAUGGCAGCCAGACCGAGACCAGCCACGCUCGACAGGUUCAAUGAUGCUGAGUUGGGACUUCUGAGCCAGAAACUCGUCCGUAAAAUCGAUCUGUUCAUCCUGCCGACGAUUGGGAUCUUGUACAUCUUGAACUAUAUCGACCGCCAGAACUUGGCAGCGGCUAAGCUACAGGGAAUCACCAAAGACCUGAACAUGACCACCGAACAGUUCGCCACUUCAAUUUCAAUCCUUUUCGUCGGGUACCUGCCAUUCCAGAUUCCUAGCAACCUCCUCAUUACGAAGAUCUCCCGGCCUGGAAUGUACAUCUGCGUUGCCGUGGUUAUCUGGGGCAGUAUUUCCGCUGCCACGGCGGCUGUGAACUCCUAUGGUCAGCUCCUUGCGGUGCGAGUCAUUCUUGGUGUGGUCGAAGCCGUCUUUUUCCCAGGAGCGAUCUAUUUCCUUUCGGCCUGGUACACCAAGCGAGAGCUCGGGAAGCGCAUCGCGGGGCUGUACAUUGCGCAGCAAGUUGGCAACGCCUUUGGUGGAUUGUUCGCCGCCGGAAUAGGGAAGCUCGAUGGAACACACGGCAUCGCGGGUUGGAGAUGGUUGUUUAUUAUCGAAGGGAGCGCCACGGUCGGCAUUGGGGUCAUCUGCGCCUGUCUCAUGCCAGAGUUCCCGCACAACAGUCGCAUACUGUCACAGCCGGAACGUGACCUGGCGGUGUGGCGGAUCGAGUCCGAAGCAGGGGCCGCAGAGGGCACGGAAAAGGAGAGCGUAGCGAGAGGCUUCGCGAAAGCUUUGUCGGAUCCCAAGUUGUUGCUUUUGAUCUUUUGCAACAUGCUUUCACAGGCCCAGGGUUCCAUUGCCAACUAUUUUCCGACCCUCAUCAACUCGCUCGGCUACGGAUCGACUGACAGCUUACUCCUCACAGCACCGCCUUACGUUCUGGCCGGCUUCGUCUACUACGGGAUCACGUUUUGGUCGGAUCGCAAGAACACGGUGUAUCCAAUCAUCCUGUGCUGCAUUUCGAUCGCCGUAUGCAUGUACAUCAUACCCAUGGCCACCACCAACGUCGGUGCACGAUACUUUUCAAUGAUGCUUUUGCCCUUCUCCUCGGUUGGUCCCCAGAUACUCCUCUACAAAACCAUCAAUCUCCACCUCGCGCGGCCGAUCUCAAAACGAGCAGCGGCUUCUGCCCUGGUCAAUGCCAUCGGAGGCACUUCAAACAUCUGGGCUUCGUAUCUGUACUAUUCGGCUCCGCACUUUUACGCCGCAUUUGCGACGUUGAUGGGCUGUGCAUUCGUAUUCGCAGCUACUCUCACCUUCUACCGCUACCUGAUUCUGCGUGAGAACAAACGCCUUGACUCGGGCAAUCCGCAGCAAAUCGCAAAAGCCAUGAAGGGUGGUGUGACACAGGAGAUGGUGGAUCUUGGCUGGCGUUACGAGAUGUACUGA